Molecule: messenger RNA, 2767 nt
Organism: Tripterygium wilfordii
Lineage: Eukaryota; Viridiplantae; Streptophyta; Magnoliopsida; Celastrales; Celastraceae
Product: cullin-3B
Exons: 3
Coding region: 320-2518 (732 amino acids)
Biological process (GO): ubiquitin-dependent protein catabolic process; protein ubiquitination
Cellular component (GO): cullin-RING ubiquitin ligase complex
Molecular function (GO): ubiquitin protein ligase binding
Source: RefSeq, a predicted model, not a curated record
AAAUAGAAAAAAAAUAAUAAUAAUAAAGGAGGCUCCAAAAUUGCUCUUCUUUGUAAUACCAAACCAUCAACAGAAGAGAAGAACAAAGUCUCUUCUACACAAAUCCUUCAUGAAAUCUUAAAUCCUCUUCAAUUUUUUCUUAUUCCUCUCAAUUUUCAUUUUAUACACACUGGUAGUUUCAAAUACAACUCAAUUUGUCGCUCUGUAUUGUUUCAAUCUCAAACCCUAAUCCUUCAGAGCACAUUCAAAUUUCACGGUAAUCACAGAGUUGGAAGAUCGGAUUCGAAGAAGUAGUGUAGAGAGAGAGGAGGGGAAGAGGAUGAGUAACCAGAAGAAAAGGAAUUUCCAGAUAGAGGCGUUCAAGCACAGAGUGGUGGUGGAUCCCAAAUACGCCGACAAGACUUGGAAGAUUCUGGAGCACGCGAUCCAUGAGAUUUACAAUCAUAAUGCUAGCGGACUCAGCUUUGAAGAACUCUAUAGAAAUGCUUAUAAUAUGGUUCUGCACAAAUAUGGUGAGAAGUUGUACUCUGGGCUGGUUACAACCAUGACUUCACAUCUCAGAGAAAUUUCAAAAUCUAUUGAGGCGGCUCAGGGAGAUUCAUUUCUUGAAGAGUUGAACAGGAAAUGGAAUGACCAUAAUAAAGCGCUGCAAAUGAUUAGAGACAUACUAAUGUACAUGGACAGGACUUACAUACCGAGUACUGAUAAGACCCCUGUUCAUGAACUGGGCCUGAACCUGUGGAGGGACAACAUUAUACACUCCAGCAAAAUUCAUACAAGGCUUCUAAAUACACUUCUUGAAUUGGUACUUAGAGAACGGACUGGUGAAGUUAUUAACCGGGGACUGAUGAGGAAUAUAAUUAAGAUGCUUAUGGAAUUGGGUUCUUCUGUUUACCAAGAAGACUUCGAGAAGCCUUUCCUUGAGGUCUCAGCGGAAUUUUACCGGGGUGAAUCUCAGAAGUUCAUCGAGUGUUGUGAUUGUGGCGAGUAUCUAAAGAAAGCUGAGAGACGUCUUAAUGAAGAAAUGGACAGAGUGACCCACUAUUUGGAUGCCAAGAGUGAAGUUGAGAUAACUAAUGUGGUUGAGAAGGAGAUGAUUGCUAAUCACAUGCUUAGAUUGGUCCACAUGGAGAAUUCGGGCUUGGUAAAUAUGCUUCUUGAUGAUAAGUAUGAAGACAUGGGAAGAAUGUACAAUUUGUUUCGUAGGGUCCCCAAUGGGCUUUCAACAAUCAGAGACGUGAUGACUUCUCACCUCAGGGGCACUGGUAAAGAGUUGGUCACUGAUCCAGAAAAGUUGAAAGACCCUGUUGAGUUUGUCCAGCGGCUGUUGGAUGAAAAAGAUAAGUAUGAUAAUGUAAUAAGCAUGGCAUUUAACAAUGACAAGACAUUCCAGAAUGCGUUGAAUUCCUCUUUUGAAUAUUUCAUUAAUUUGAAUCCUCGUUCGCCUGAGUUCAUUUCAUUAUUUGUGGAUGACAAACUUCGCAAAGGUUUGAAGGGUGUAAGUGAGGAGGAUGCGGAGAUUAUUCUUGACAAGGUGAUGAUGUUGUUUCGCUACCUGCAGGAGAAAGAUGUAUUUGAAAAGUAUUAUAAACAACAUUUAGCUAAGCGGCUCUUGUCUGGGAAAACUGUCUCUGAUGAUGCAGAGAGGAGUCUGAUAGUCAAGCUUAAGACUGAAUGUGGCUACCAAUUUACUUCAAAGUUAGAAGGCAUGUUCACGGACAUGAAAACAUCCCAGGACACAAUGCUAGGGUUUUAUGCAAGCCACCCUGAGCUUGCGGAUGGCUCUACCCUAGUUGUUCAGGUUUUGACUACAGGGUCCUGGCCCACUCAGCCUACCGUCACUUGCAACUUGCCUGUUGAAAUGUCAGCACUAUGUGAGAAGUUCAGGUCAUAUUAUCUAGGGACUCAUACUGGUCGGAGAUUAUCCUGGCAAACUAAUAUGGGUACUGCAGAUAUCAAAGCAACAUUUGGAAAGGGUCAAAAGCAUGAGUUGAAUGUCUCCACUUACCAAAUGUGUGUUCUCAUGCUGUUUAACAAUGCCGAUCGCCUGAGCUACAAGGAGAUUGAGCAGGCCACUGAGAUUCCGUCUUCAGAUUUGAAGAGGUGUCUGCAAUCUAUGGCUUGUGUGAAGGGAAAGAAUGUUCUUCGAAAAGAUCCUAUGAGUAAAGAAAUUGGGGAAGAUGAUGCAUUUUUUGUGAAUGACAAGUUUACUAGCAAAUUGUACAAGGUGAAGAUAGGAACGGUUGUUGCACAAAAGGAAUCAGAGCCAGAGAAGCAGGAGACCAGGCAGAGAGUGGAAGAGGAUAGGAAGCCGCAGAUUGAAGCAGCAAUAGUCAGGAUAAUGAAAUCAAGGAGGGUGCUGGAUCAUAACAAUAUAAUCACUGAGGUAACUAAGCAGUUGCAAUCUCGCUUCCUGGCCAACCCUACUGAGAUUAAGAAGCGGAUCGAGUCUCUAAUAGAGAGGGAUUUCUUGGAGAGAGACAACGAUGAUAGGAAAUUGUAUCGAUAUCUCGCCUAAAAAAUUUCUGGAGCAGACUACUUUCUUGUCUGAUGGUUUAUCAUUGGCAGUUGGAAUUGUAUUUGGUAAGCUGAAAAUUGUUCUGUUUCUUCAAGCUUCAUUGGGCUUUAAUGCACAUCCAUUUAUUUCCUUGUCUUUUUAAUUGAUUGCAUAAUGCCUGCCUCAGUUGCAAUCUCGUAUAUAUGGUAUACGUUGUAUGUGCGUCUCAUGUCCAUUGAUUUAUGAUAAUGGCAAAGUAGCUUGUUAGCA